AUGUCAUUUGUUAUCAGAAGACAAUUGUCUACAUUGAUCCCACCAAAGAUUGCAUCAGCAAAGAACCUUGCUUCAGCACCCAAUGCAAAGAGAAUGCAAGAGGUUGUUUCUUUUUACAAGAAGUUGCCUCAAGGCCCAGCUCCUGCUGCUAAAAAGUCAGCUAACCCAUUGUUGAGAUACAAAGCCGCUUACUUUGACGGUGAUAACGCUUCAGGAAAACCAUUGCUCCAUUUGGCUGUUGCAGUGCUCCUUUUCGGUUACGCUUUGGAGUACCAACACUUGAAAGCUCACCACUAA
Lodderomyces elongisporus is the source of this 297-nucleotide messenger RNA. RefSeq names its product F1F0 ATP synthase subunit f (gene ATP17). Gene Ontology annotation, biological process: proton motive force-driven ATP synthesis. NCBI's taxonomy places the organism in Eukaryota, Fungi, Ascomycota, Pichiomycetes, Serinales, Debaryomycetaceae. Gene Ontology annotation, molecular function: proton-transporting ATP synthase activity, rotational mechanism. The transcript has 2 exons. The record is from RefSeq and is a predicted model, not a curated record. Bases 1 to 297 code for a protein of 98 amino acids.